AUGCAUCUUGGUGAAAUUGACUCUCUGUCGGGCUCACCAGCAGCUGCAAGUCCACCUCAACUAGUCAAGACCUUUGACGCUGGCAUAGUGGGUGGAGACGAGUAUGGCGCGCUCACCGGGUUUGCACAAACAGGCGACGCCCAGCCCGUGUUUGCACCCGCCAACACAGUUCCUUUGGAGCGGCGGAAGAAAGUCAUCAUCGUCGGUGGAGGCAUCAAUGGAAUACAACAGGCUUCCAUACUCUUACGUGAUGGUCAUGUAAAUCUUCAAGACAUCCAGCUCUUUGACGCUUUGAAUGGCUACGGCGGCGUCUGGCAGAAGAACAAAUAUCCCGGCUGUGCAUGCGAUGUCCCGGCCAUGAUCUAUACCACUUCGUACAACAUAAACAAGAAUUGGACGCACUUCUAUGCCAAGCGAUCGCAGAUCGAGGCCUACUACACGGAGUUUGCACAUGAGUAUCAACUCGAGCAAAGCACCCAGUUCGAAAGUUUCGUCAAACAUUGCGCUUGGGAUGAAGAGCACAUGGUCUGGCACGUCGGCGUUUUAAACAAAGUUACCCGAGAGACUGAGCAUUGGCUCGCAGACAUUGUCUGCCAGUGUGUCGGAAGCCUGGACCGCCCAAAAUGGGGCAACACCCCUGGGCGUGAGAACUUCAAAGGUGUCUCAUGGCAUACUGCCUACUGGCGAAAUGACUACGACCUGACAGGCAAGAAUGUGGCUAUCAUUGGCUGUGGACCGAGUGCUGCGCAAUUGAUCCCAGAGAUCAUCGACAAGCCGAAACACUUGACGGUCUACAUGCGGACCCCGCCUGUCUGCGUUGGUCGGGGGGAUUUUGCCUACUCAUGGCUCUUUCGUUGGGCUUGUAGAUGGGUACCUAUGUUUGCCUGGUUCAUUCGGAUGAGAAUGAACCUCCGAAUGAUGCGAUUUGGUCGAAGGAUGGCCACAGACGGAGAUCCGUUGAACGACUCGAUGACCGCAACUGCGGUGAAGUUUAUGGAGUCGCAGAUCUCAGAUCCCGUGUUGCGUGAAAAGGUCCGACCCAAUUCCAAAUAUUACUGUAAGAGACCACUACGGCUUGACAACUUCUAUACAUCACUUGCGAGACCCAACUGUACCGUUCUCCGCGAGAACCUCGUUCGCUAUACUGAACACGGUGUGGUAUCUGCCGAUAAGAUAACCGGGCAGGAAGUCGAACGACCGUACGACGUCAUUAUUUUCGGUACCGGAUUCAACGUGGCACAAUUCCUGGAGCAUGAAACAGUAACAGGUCUCAAUGGACUCGAUCUCCAAGAAAAAUGGAAGGACCACCCCGAAGCCUUAUAUGGCUUGGCUACGAGCGAGUUCCCAAACAUGUUCUACUGCUUCGGACCUAACUCGGCACACGUCUGGUCAUCGCAGCAGGAUAACUGGGAGCAGCAAGCACGCUUCGCUGCAAAGGUGGUGAGGGAGUCUGUUUUACGCGCGAGAAAGGGAGUCAAGUUUGCGAUGCAUCCAAACAGGGUCGCCGAGCGGAGAUACAAUGACGAAGUGCAGAGAGCACAGGAGGGGAAGUUCGUGUGGACCCGACCAGAUUGCGUCACGUAUUAUAAGAACGAUGCUGGCUGGAAUACAUACACGAUGCCGUGGACUUGGUGGCAGUUCCGGCGGAUGCUGGCGAGGAUCAACUGGAGCGAUUGGGAAUUCAUAGAGAAACCGCUGGAGAAAGUGGCGAUUGACAGAUAUUGA
Exophiala spinifera is the source of this 1725-nucleotide messenger RNA. RefSeq lists its product as uncharacterized. The transcript has 4 exons. Lineage: Eukaryota; Fungi; Ascomycota; Eurotiomycetes; Chaetothyriales; Herpotrichiellaceae. The record is from RefSeq and is a predicted model, not a curated record. Gene Ontology annotation, molecular function: flavin adenine dinucleotide binding; NADP binding; N,N-dimethylaniline monooxygenase activity. Bases 1 to 1725 code for a protein of 574 amino acids.